Molecule: messenger RNA, 7535 nt
Organism: Ctenopharyngodon idella (grass carp)
Lineage: Eukaryota; Metazoa; Chordata; Actinopteri; Cypriniformes; Xenocyprididae
Product: sterile alpha motif domain-containing protein 9-like
Exons: 12
Coding region: 2057-6646 (1529 amino acids)
Cellular component (GO): cytoplasm
Molecular function (GO): protein binding
Source: RefSeq, a predicted model, not a curated record
GCUUAUGGUGAAGUUUGAUCACUUUCAGCUUACAAAACUAAGCAUGAACAUGUCAACUGGAAUAGGAGUGCCACCUCCGCUCUGCCAGGGCUUUCUGAAGAAACGGAAAGACAAAAUGAGGCUUCGGUGGGUGACAUACUGGUUCAGACUUUACAACACAACACUUUUUUUCUACACUAAAAAACAUGGGAGUGCUUUAGACCUCAGAGGACAAUAUUACAUAUAUGAGGUUCAGUCUGUGCGGGAGGUGAACAGAUCGGAGAACAAUCGCUAUCUAUUUGAGAUCACAAUGAAAAAUGGGAAGAAGAAAAUGUUGGCUGCAGAUACAGCCGAUGUCAGGCAGGAGUGGAUGGACCAGCUCUGGAAAGCCAUGCUGCUCAACGGGCCUGACAGAACUGGAUCUGUCUCCAAUGGGUACCGCUGCACUUUACGACGCAUCAUGUCAGAGGUUGUAUUUGAGAUUUAUAACACGAUGAAUGUGUUGUGUGUGUUAUUGAGAUUAGGGAGCUGGUGCCAGAUAACAACCUUGAAACUCAGUCUAGCUGGUUUGAAGAAUCAAAUACUGAGACUGGCAGCACAUCAAUGGACAGCAGAUGUCUCUCCAUUGGUCAAGAAUCAUUCCAGUCCUUCACUGAUGCUAAUGAGACACAAGAAAGUCUGCAUACAGACAAUGAAAUGGAGCAAAGUACUGAGGAGUUUAUACUGACUGACUAUGAAUAUGACGUUCUACCAUCUCGAAAACUUCCUGAAGAAGCUAUCUAUGACACUCCCCCUUCCACGUGGUCAACCAAUAAAGGCGAGCAUGAGGUGACUGAAAGCAUCUAUGAUGUCCCAAACUCCUUGAUUAGGAAACUGACUGAACAUACAAUUGAAUCUCACAGCAGUAGUGAGAGUCCUGAGAGCGGUGGUCUUUUGAAUGACAUGAUAGCCUGUUUGGACAGUGAAUCUGCUGCCUGGGUCAAAACUGCUCCUCUGUGAACCUUCAUUGGUCAUUUUGAGACUGAGAUGAUAAAUGUUUGUUCAUGAUAAAUCCAAAUCAUGAUAAAACCAAAUUGCUAUCACUGAUGUAGACCAAUGACAUUUAAAACUGUCUAUAAUAAUCUGUCGUUAUUCAAAAUAAAUGUUAUUUCUUAAAUAAAUGUUUUAUCAAACAAGCUAACCUUUAAUAGAUUGAUAGAAUGUUUCAACCCUUUGUGUCACAGUUUUACAAGACAAGUCUAUUUACAGGAUAGGAAUUUUUUUCUUUUUUUUUGGAAAGAUUUCUUUUUCUAACAUGAAUUUGCCUAGUUUCUCUAAUUAUUCAUGGGCUUAAACUUGUUCAAAAGCUGACAGGUUUCCCUGUUACACUUACAGUUCAGUUUACAAAAAUGCAAAUAUUUUCAUGUCUUUUUUUUCUGGUUACAUAAUCAGUGGAUAAAUGCCAUUGUCUCUCAUUUUGUUCAAUUUUACUUUUUUUUUUUUUUUUUUUUUUUUAAAUCACUACUGUGAAAUUUUAUUUAAUUGAAAAAAUAAAAACAAUUUCCCCUGCCCCCAGUGCUGUCCCAAUGGUACAGCCCACCACAUAAAUUGCAAGACAUCAAGAUGUCAUUUAUUCAAAUAAUCAUUUCUAAAGUUACAAUUUAUUACAAAUAAAGUUAAAUGAGAGUUGAGAAAAUAAUUUUCCAUUGCAGAAUGGAAAUUAGAUGAAACACGAGAAACUAAAAAUGAUGAGUCACCCAUGUUCAUGUGUUUCUUUUCUUCACCUUUAUACCAAAGUCCAAGUCUUUAGUUUGUACCCAAACAGGUUGAGCUUCUCUCAGUACUUUACAAGAGAGAAUGGGUUACUUAAACCAUAUACAUUUGCGUGUGGGAGACGUUGCAGAGCUGCAGAACAUAGUCUGUGUGUUCAUUUGCACUUGUGUGUUCAGUCCACUCCCUCGGGUAACGCCCAAAGCAGGAUUUACACACGCUGAGUCACACGCACCUUUCUCAACGAAUGCUCUUCAAAUAAAAAAUAUUUCAGCAUCCAUGGCACAAAAAACACUUUGAAACACGCUCCUUAAAUAUUCCCUACAGAAUGGACUACAGUUCUAUACCAUGUUCAGACUGGAAUGAAAACCAUGUUAGCUCAUGGUUACAGGUUAUUGGGAUUAAACCAGAGCACAUUCAAAAACUUGAGAAAGAAGAGGUAACAGGACCUGUUCUUCUACACGUUACAAAAUCAUACUUAAAAGAACUUGGUUUUGGAGGUGGCCAAAUACAGCUUUUGCUGAGUAAAAGAGAUGAACUUUUACCACCAGACAAGUCAAAAAUAAAUAAAAAGAAACCUUGUUUUGAUGGAGAACACAGAGAAGAAGCAAAACAUGAAGCUGUGUCUUCCAGUGAUGACACUAGUCCUGAACAAAACUUUUCUACGAGUGAUAUUCUUGAAUCAACUGUGUGUUUGCCACAAAGUAGGUUUCGGAAAUUUAAUGAUAAUGAUGAACACUUCAGCUACAUAAAACAUGCCAUACUCCCACCAGAGACUGGAAUAGACAAUCUGAUCACUCCAUGUCAUGAGUAUAAAUCACUGGAAAAUGCCUGUAAAUUAGAACCAAGAAAGCUAAAGAUCAAAUUUGCCAAUGAAGUCAUUCGAUUUGCAUGUGCAUGCAUGAAUAUGCGUGCAAAUGGCACAAUCCACUUUGGAGUCAUGGACAAGACAAAAACAUCAUACAAACAUGGAGAGAUAAUUGGAAUUCCCAUUGAAGACAAAGAGGUCUUUGAAGAUGCUUUAGACUACAUUGAAAAUUGUUUUCUAACACAACACUCUGAUGCCAGAAAGUGUAUCAAGCCUCCAAAAUUCAUUCCAGUUGUUGACAAAGACAGUCAGUCCCAAAACUGGAUCGUAGAAGUAGAUGUAGUUCCCAUGGUGAAUGUUGUGAGGGGGAAACUGUAUAGUGCCCGUAUUCCAAAGUUCAACGAGAAAGCAAAUAAAGCUGAAUAUGAGCAAAAAGCUUAUUAUCAAAGAGUCGGACCUAAUACACCACGUGUUACUGAAGAUGAACUUGUCAGUUUCAUUCAAGCUCUUAAAGACCUUGACCAAAAAAGAGAAUAUGAAGAAAACAACCAGAAUCAGAUACAGGCUCAUGCUAAAGAGGACUUAGGAAGAAAACUUAUAGUGCUUCUGACACAAGGGAAGAAAUACAUGGACAAAACAUUGCGUUACAUUGUUGUUUCAAACAGAUUUGAUCAAGAAAACAUCAAGUUCCUUGCCCACAUGAAUAUCUUUUCUGUUUUUGAUUAUGACCCUGACUCCAAAUUAUCUGGACUUUGUCACAAUUACCAAGAGCACCAUGCUGUAAACCUUCACUUCCUGCGUGAUUAUGAUCAUAGGGAGAACACUGCUGACUUUGUCAAGAAGUUACAGCUCUAUGACAGAACAAGCUGGAUAUUCUGCAAUGGUCGAAAUGAUUACAUUGGAGGUGAGCGUCCAUGUGAUGAAAAAACCUGGAUCAAAAACAAGAAGAAACUGUUGAAAAGAGCUAUAUCUGUGAUCUGCAAUGAAAUUCUCCCUAAAAGGUCAUUUGUGGUGGUUUUCUUUCUCACGUCUGACAUUGAACAACCCAUUGUUGACACAUUUCAUGAAUUCUAUGCAGAAAUGAGUGGCCAUGAAGACAUAGUCAUAAUCUCAGAAUCAAGGGAGAAUUAUAAGAAAUGGUCAAGUCUUGCCCAAGUGUCUUGCUCGAUGGAUGUGCUUGAACAAAUCAGUAUUGUUGGUAUGCCAAUGAGUCAUGUAGAUGCUACAGUUCAAAGCGUUCAGCUCACCAGUCUUCAGGCCACAAGGCGUUUGCCCGUGUCAAACAAUGGAAUAUGCUUUAUAAAACCUGUGGAUGAAGGUAAUAUGCUCUCCUUAGAAGUAGUCAGUGUUGACCAGUGUGAUGAAACAAAUGUAAAUGUCAUGGAACAAAAGCAAAUACAGAAAACUGAACAAUACUUCUAUAAAGGAGGGAAAAUUGACUGGAUGAAUUUAUGGCUGGCUGACAGAAAUCAAUGUGGGGAAGUCAUCAAACGUGAUGCAUACGCAGAAAUUAACAAAAUGUUGGAAGAUCUUGAGCGGGCCAAUUCAUUAAAACGGUCCAUUGAAAACAUCAACAUAUAUCAUCAACCUGGUAGUGGUGGAAGCACGGUGGCACGACAGAUCCUCUGGAACUGGAGGAAAAAAAUGCGAUGUGCUGUUGUUAAGCAAUCGUACCAGGCUGCAACUGUCUGUGAACAUGCAGUACAGCUUUGGAAAUACGAGGAGGUUGACAAGAAUGCCUGUUUACCUGUACUUCUGUUGCUGGAGGACUGCAAUGCAGACUAUCAGGAUGACCUCAGACGAGAAUUAAGCAAUGCAGUCACAACAAUGAAAAUAAGUCCAUCGAAACUUUGUUUCAUCAUUCUCUGUUGUAAAAGGUCUCUUGAUCCAGAAAGGAUGUGCAAAGCAUUGCCUUUAUGCACAGUCGGAGUUACACACAAACUGUCGCCAGCAGAAAAGACACUCUUCUCAAAGAAAGCAGAGAGUCUUAAGCUGAAGUUUAAACCAGAGUUUAUACUCACUUUUGUGCUCAUGAGUGAAGAGUUUGAACAGUCUUACAUCAAAGAUUUUGUUGAAAACUUGCUGAAGGAAAUUAAUCAUUCAUGUCUUCAGACACAGUUGAUCAAAUUUGUGGCACUUCUGAACAGCCAUAUUGAGAAUUCCUACCUGUCUGUAUCACAUUGUGAGGCAUUCUUAGGUUUAGGAAUCUACAUGGGCAAAUUGGAUGAAAUGGCCAAACGUCCAGUGUCCGAAUGGGCUGAUGAAGUUCGACACCAAACAUUUGAAAAUUCCUUAAGUGAGCAAGCCAGGUUUUUUUUCAUACAGCUGAAAUCUAGCGAGACACACAUCUCCUCUGUAAGAAUAAUUCAUAAUUUGAUAGCCAAGGAGAUUCUGAAGCAGCUCCCCAACAAUCAGAGCCAAAGUGAAAUAGCAAUGAGUCUCCUAAAGGAUAAAGUGCUGUUCGACCACAGAUUUGGAAGGGAUGACUUUAGAAAGUUUGUCAGAGAUCUGUUUAUCAAACGGACCAAAAAAAGCAAGGGAGAUCCAAACGACAGCUGGUUUUCUCCUUUAAUAGAGCAUGUUAGGGAAAAAGAAGAUCUGGAGAAAGCCAUUGACCUUUUAGAGGUAGCUUACACUCGUUUUGAUGAGGAUGCAUUUGUUGCUCAACAGCUUGCGCGACUACUUUAUGAGCAGAAACGUUUUGAUGAAGCAGAGAUUUGGGCUAAAAGAGCCAAGUCUCGUCUCCCACAGCACACAUAUAUACUUGACACACUGGGACAAGUUUACAAAAAGUGGUUCUAUAGAAAACAUGAUGCCAUAUCCGUGAAAGACUCGAUUCAUCCAGAGGAUGUCACUGACAUCAUCGAUACUGCUCUGAAAGGAAUCACAGCUUUUAGAGAAUCCGAAAAAUGCCCCCAGUCACAGACCGUCUGCUUGAACAAUUCAUAUUUUGGAGAAGUUGAUAUUGGAUGUCGAUUGCUUGAGCUCCUUUUAAAUGUUGACAUUUUUGCUACCAAAGAGGGAAGGAGGGAUUUGAUGGAUUACCUGCUCACUGACUACAUACCGAAGGAAGUACAGAAACCGUGGCAGAAGUUUCAUGGACUUUUAAAAGGAAUGAAAAACAGCAUUAGAAAUGCCCUGGAAUGUAUUUCUGACGAUCUUGCUCGCUUUCAGAAUUACAGUUCUGAGGAAGAGGAGGAGUUGGAUGAAGGAGAGCCUGAAAUGAUAAAUAAUCCAAGAAAAUGGCUCCUCAGGAAAAGUGCUGUGUAUGCCAAGUUAUUCUUUGUUGACACUCAAGAGGAUCAGGCUUCUGCUACAAACACAGUUUCCCCAUUAAUGAGACAAAUGAAAACUUUCCAACUCGGAGGUGGUAAUGUUACAACAAUUCUUUACCUGCUCUCUAAUAACAAUAAACAAAGAGCUGGAGCAAAGCUUGAGGAAAUAAUUAGCCUUUUCCCAGCUAACCUGAAGAAGGAUCUUGACCAGACGGAGCUCAUAAACUUCAUCUUCUGUCAGAUAGCGCUCUCCUGUGCUUUACCUGGCUCUGGAAAACUUCUUACCAUUGAAGAACUUCAAGAUCUCAGCAGGCGGUUUUGCAGUGAAAAGAGAACUGCCUUACCAGAUACUGCAUAUUUGCUCCUUUCACUCUUAUUUUGGCCGGAGGACUCUAUGGGCAAAGAGCCCUCCAAUACAAGAAGCGAUGUUGUCACGAAUGCAAUAAAAUCACUUCACAGAUAUUCUGAGUUUAAAUCCGCUGCCUCAAGAAAAGGAAGGAUUUUCACCCACUUCCUCCUUGGAAAAGCAAGGGGUCUCAAUAAAAUUGUGCACAAGACCACAAUUGAAAAAUUCUGCAAGGGUACCCUCAGUGAGAGACGCCUCAAGUGGCAAGGUGGUGAAGUGUGGACAAACCCAGACGUUGUAAAAGUGCUUCAACGGGUAACUGGAUACACUGACAAUGGAAAUCUGUUUGUUCGGGUAUCUGAUCAAAACAACAUCAGAGUCAUUCCACUUUUUUCUGCCUCCUUGCCAAAUUCAAAUGAGAAUGUGACCUUCUAUCUGGGGUUUUCUCUUCAUGGAGUAGUAGCUUUUGACAUCAAGGUGGCAGAGUGAAACCAUACCUGAAACUACAACUGAGAAUUUCACUAUAUACCAUGAAUUCAAAUCACUGUAAGGGAGCUGAAUGAUAUGAAUAUGUAUAGAAGAAUAUGGGAAUAUCUGGAUUUGUAUAUUAAUUCUGUGCUUUUUGACAUUUGUGUCUCUUACUGGUUUUAAGGGAAUAUUGUUGAAUAAUAAAAAAAUCUUUAUUUUUAAUUUUAUUUCAGGUGGAAAUGAAACAUUGCAGUGGUACUGUUGCUGUAUACAGUAAAUUAUGUUUUACAAUGUGAUUUUAUUUAUCCAUGCUAUCAUUUAAUCCUAUAUUUUUUCAAGGCGUGAUUUUCUUUUCACUUUCUUGGCAGAUAGAAAAAAUUAUAACUAACUUUAUAUACUUACAAGAUGCAUUGUUGUUAUUUAGUGAUAUUUCCUUGAAUUUGUGUCAGUAGGUAGAUGUUUAGGAAAAAAUAUAUAUAUAUUUUUUGGGUUGGUGACUCUCAGUGAAAUUCACUGUAUAUAUAAAUUUGUAUCACAUAAACUUUAGAAAUGGUUAUAGAAAUAUGCCUGAUAUUGCAUUACAAAACUGACAGAUCUGAGAUCAUAUUUACCAUGUUGAAGAACAGUAGUUCCAGUAUGCAAUUCUGUGCUGUCCUGUGAUACGUUAAACAUGUGUGGUAAUAAAUGAUUGUUCCCUCCAGCCAAGAAUCCUACUUAUUCUGUCCCGCUGAAGUCCUUUUAAAAUAACAAUGAUGUAACAUAACAUGCUACAACAAUCUAAAAAUGGCUCCUGUACCGACUAAUGCAAGUAUUUUUUUGUACAGCUUGUGAUUAUUUUCCCUGCCUACCCCAUGAGCUGUUUGAAGUGUAAGCAGUUAGAUAAAAAAGUAUUAAAACUACAGCUUUGCAU